AUGCAGCCCAACGGCACCACAAGGCGGCAUAGCCGGGCCACACGUGCUGCGCUGAUUGCGCUCCUGUCAGUUUCACCGGCAAUUGUCACAGCGCAGUCGGAGGAGUGUGUUUCCUUGGAGGGGUCUUCACUUUGCUCCUCGUGGCAGUCAGCAUCAUUCUCCAGAAGCCAAGAUCUCACAAAUGAUUUUCCGUUCUUGGAAUUCGUCACAGACAGAGAGUCCUUCGACAGGGAGUUCUCCCAAUACCUCAAAACGACGUACAUCCGCGACAAGUACCAGCGUCUAUUUGAUUGCAGCGGCAUCGACUUGACGGACAGUCAAGACUGUGCUUCAUUUUUAACAUCAGACCGAGAUCUCUGCCCAGCACCGAACGACAAUCUAGCUCAGCUCAUCCGAGCUGACUUUGUUACCUGCCACCUGCCCGACGACUCAUUGGGCGAAAACUGCAUCAACCCGGCCAACAACGGACCUGACGAGGACAACUGCGGAUUCGGCAAUAGCACCAUUGGUCUUUGCUGGCAUUGCUCAGAGGGCGGCGCCAAUUCGACCGAGACAUGCUGUUAUAAUUCUAAUGCCGAGGAACGAUGUCAAGGUGUCGAGCUUCCCGUCAUCACUUCCACUUUGGUUCUCGAAAGUCCCACGCGGUCCUCGGAACCUGAAAACACCUCAUCAUCGUCCGGAGAAGGUGACAGCGGCAACGGCAAUAGCAGUGGCAAUGAAGACGACGACGACUCUGGUGGUCUCAGCGGUGGAGCUAUCGCAGGUAUCGUCGUUGGUACUCUAGCGGGAAUCGCUCUCAUUGCCGCUGCUCUCUUCUUCUGUAUCCGGCGCUCAAAGCGCAGGGAAGGCAGCCAGCACGGGAGCAUUUUCAACCAGCCCUCGCCGAGCCGCGGAGGCGCCCGUCCCAUGUCGCAGGCACAGGCACAGGAAGCUCCUCAAGGCUACGAGAUCCUUCCCGGAGGCCGCAUUGCGCGAGGAGCAGCAGCAGCCGGCGCUGCCGCUGGCUACAUGGGAGGUCGUCGUAAGGAUAGCAACACACAAUCGUCAUCCGAUGAAUAUGCCGAGUCCGAGCCUCGGACAGGUAUACUUCGUCCUCCGCCGAGCGCCACGCGGAGGAACGGCUCCCUUUCCAGCAAUUCCAUUUUUGGGACGUCUGUGCCGCAGUCACCCGCUAGUCCAGAAGGCUUCUCGUCUCCUCCGGGUGUUAGUAGCCAGCAGUCCGAACAGCUGCCAUUCUUCAAGGAUUACUACUCACAAGACGACAUUCACCCCGGUGACCGCGUGGCUGUCCUAUGGGCUUACCAGCCUCGUGCUACAGACGAGUUCACUCUCGAACGUGGGGACAUGCUCAAGGUCGUCGGUAUCUGGGACGAUGGAUGGGCCACGGGCAUCAUGAUUGAUGAGCGGGCAGACGAUUGGGAUAUCAGGCGCCAGGCUCAGCGUGAUAGCGGCGUGUCCCAUGCGUCCGGCCGUCGCGACAGCUCGCCCUCUGCCAGCGGAGAGAUCAAAGCGUUCCCUCUGGUCUGCGUUUGCAUGCCCGACCACUGGAGGAAGACGAUUGAAGGAGAUGGAUCAACUGAUGUGGGAUCCAAUGCCAACCACCCCCUAUCUGGUCAAAUGUGA
Messenger RNA from Emericellopsis cladophorae, 1623 nucleotides. RefSeq names its product Carcinoembryonic antigen-related cell adhesion molecule-like protein. NCBI's taxonomy places the organism in Eukaryota, Fungi, Ascomycota, Sordariomycetes, Hypocreales, Bionectriaceae. The record is from RefSeq and is a predicted model, not a curated record. Bases 1 to 1623 code for a protein of 540 amino acids. Gene Ontology annotation, molecular function: protein binding. The transcript has 5 exons.